This is a messenger RNA of Ectocarpus siliculosus, 546 nucleotides long. The record is from the annotation of a GenBank genome assembly. NCBI's taxonomy places the organism in Eukaryota, Phaeophyceae, Ectocarpales, Ectocarpaceae.
CCCCGUGCUAGGAGCUUCGCAAUGGCGGCCAGCAACCUUCCCCGACGGAUCGUGAAAGAGACUCAGAGGCUGCUCGCCGAACCAGUACCCGGCAUCAGCGCAACUCCCUACGAGGACAACCUACGGUACUUCAACGUCGUCAUCACCGGCCCGGAGCAAUCGCCGUACGAACAUGGAUCGUUCAAGCUGGAGCUCUUCCUGCCGUCCGACUACCCGAUGGCACCCCCGAAGGUGCGCUUCCUGACGAAAAUCUACCACCCGAACAUCGACAAGCUGGGCCGUAUCUGCCUCGACAUCCUCAAGGACAAGUGGUCGCCCGCGCUCCAGAUCAGGACCGUGCUUCUCAGCAUCCAGGCGCUCCUCUCGGCUCCCAACCCCGACGACCCGCUCGCGAACGACGUCGCGGAAAUGUGGAAAACCAACGAGGCGCAGGCGCUGCAGACAGGUGGACGAGGAAGUCUUCACGGAGAACGUUCUGGAGACCCUGGGGGGACCGGUUGCGGUCAGUGCGGUGAACAUCGCACACAACGGGAGGCGGGGAACUAA